UGGAAAUCCACGUAAACAUGGCGACUUCCAGUAUCGCACUGAAAUUUUGUUAAGACAUGUAAGAGAUUUCGCCAAAGUAACAGUGCUUCUCCCGCAGCAUGGAGGGCUCAGAAAAGAUGUCAGGAGGUAGUCAGGAAGAGGCUACCACUGAAACUUCACAUUCAAACCCUGUGCCUUCGAAAGUAGAAAAUUUACCGGAAGAAACAGUUGAUCAGGUGAACACCUCCCCCGGCCUGGAAGAUCAAGUACAAACUUUGACAGAUCCUGAUGAUAAGGUGUCAUCAAAAACUGGGGAGAAACCCAGUGACAAAGACACAGUGACACCUGAAAACAACGGCAGCAGUCAGUCCUCUGAACAGGAGCAAAGGAGUAGCCCUCCAAAUCAAAUGGACUCUUCUAAGUUAGACUCACCUACUGUAAGGACUGACUGUCCCACUGAAGGGGAUCAGGAUGGUACCACUGUAGAAGAGGGGGAGGUUGAACACGAGGGGUCAGCCAGCCCAGAGAGAACUGAGAAGAGUCUUGAUAAUUCGUCUCCUGUUGUGGAAGAUGUGGGGAACAACGGGAGAAUAAGGUGGACAGUCCGGUUGAAUGUUGAAGCCGAUGUUGCAAACAAUGCAAGUAUUCAAAGGAAUGAUGCCAGCCAAACACAGCUCAACUCCAGCAAUCAAGCUGCUCUGGAAGAAGGUGUUAUAGAACACUCCAACAGCACCAGUCUCCCUGUUGCUGUACCCGCAUCUGACCCAACCGAAGCUGAGCAGGAAAACGGCACUGCGCAAGGAGUGGAUGAAAAGUGCCCUCCCGUGUCCAUUCCCACCCCAGAAUUGGACAGGCGGAUUAGCGUGUCAGAGGUUGUGAAAGAGACUAGCAACUCGGUGACCCCGAGCAAGCCCGGGACACCCGAAACAGGGAUUUCCGUCAACACCAAAGGAGAUCUGGGCCUUCAGUCCAGGCUGACCACCCCACACCCUCCCAGCAGGACCCAUCCAGACAGGCCCCAGACCGAGGCGUCCGGCAGCACCGAGUUCACGUAUGACGAGAAGAAGGACUUCAGGACACCAGACUACGAGUACGCCCAGACGCCCCUGUUCUCAGUCCGGGGCGACUCGGCCCUCCGGCAGGAACGGAGGACAGUCAGCCGAGGGGACAGCACCAAGAGCGUGACCUUUGCCGAUGACCUGAUGGGCAGGAAGAGUGCCAAGGAUUACGAGGUGGAAGAAGGAGACGAGGAGGCAGGGGACUCAACCCGAGAUGCAGGAGAUGACGAGACCAGGAUGCCAGAAGCAGGCAAGGGAGAAACCGCAUCCACGGUCGAAGGUGAAACCGCAGCGGACGGCGCAGGCGAAGAAUUGCCAGAGGAGAAGGAGUCGGCAGAGACAGCAGCCGCUGACCUCUUCCCGACGGCAGUCAGCGAGGAGAAGAUCGAGGAGGCCAAACAGCGGAGGAAGGAGCGAGCUGCCAGCGACGCAGCGCUCAAGGAACAGCGGCUCGUGGGGCUGUUCGGGGCACCACGGCUGGAAGAGAAGCACUCCAUGGAGGACGUCGUGGGCAGCAGAGCUAGGGAGCACUUUGAUAAAGGCUGCGUUUGCCUGUCUGAGCUGCAAUACGGUCAGGCCGUCGUCUGCUUCGACAAGGCCAUCAACCUGUGCUCCAAGGAGGUGCGGUACUACCUGAUGCGGGGGGAGGCCUACCUGCAGUUGUGCGACUUCCAGUCGGCCAUCUUGAACUUCAAAAAAGCAUGCGUGCUGGCCCCGGACAACGACGCCUAUUACAGCCGACUUGCGUUUGUGUACUAUUUCCAGGGGCAGACGUUGUUUGACCAGUGCCUGUUUGCCGAGGCCCUGGAAUCCUUCUCCCGCGCGUCUGAGAUGAGACCGGAGAUUGUUGGUUACCACACAAGGAGUGUGGCGUGCCUCGCAGCCUUACAGAGGCACGGCGAAUGCCUGGCGUUGGUCAACAAGCGGCUGGAAGUGGAGCAGAACAACCCCGACCUGUACAUCAUGAGAGCACGCCUGCAUGAGCUCUUCCGGAACACGUCCCUGUGCUACUAUGACCUGAAGGACGCCAUCGCCCUGGACCCCGGCCAGGCCGAGGCCAGCGCCCUCAUGAGGCAGCUGGAGGCCAGGGCCGAGGAGAACCGCAACCACGCUGUCCGCCUGCAGCUGCAAGGGAAAUUGAAGGAGGCGGUGCACAAGAUCACGGAGGCAGUGGAGACCAACCCGGCCGUGGCCGACUACCACCUGCUCAGAGGUGCUCUUCAUCGCCGUCUCCACGACUACAAUGCCGCCAUCGACGACUUCCUCCUGGCCCUGGACAAGACAGACCACAACGAGCAGAGCCGCGUCUACUUGGAGGCCCAGCGCCAGCUCCUGCUGACCUACAACGACUUCGCCGUGGAGUGCUUCCUGGGGGGACACUUUGAAGAAGCCAUCAUCCUACUGAACAAGGCCAUCAAGGGGGAGAAGAGAGAAAAAGGGCUUUAUAUCAACAGACUAGACUGCUUCUUCCGUUUAAAUGAGCUCCACUUUGCACUGGCCGACUACCAUCAGGCUCUGGAGCUGGACAACGGCGACUGGACCAUUCGAUCCCGCAUUGCCUCCAUCCACAGCGAGUUCGGCCUGCUGGACUACGAGGAGCACAGCUACAAGGAGGCGGAGGCCCGCUUCACCGUGGCCAUCCAGCACAACCCCAGGGUGGGGUCCUUCUACAUCUACCGGGCCAAGGUCCGCUACAUGCUGGAGAACCACCCCGGAGCCCGACACGACCUCCUGGUCACCCUCCACCUGGAGCCCAACAACGAGGAGAUCCUCUCCCUCUUGCCUCGCCUCUUUCCGGGCAAGACCAUCGCUGAGAUUAUGAGGAGCAAGGCUGGCCGCCAGGCCAAGGCUGAGGUGGAGAAUGCUGUAGUCACAGCUUCCCCGGUCCGCCUGCCGGCUCUGACUGGGGAUGCAGCAAGCAGAGGGGAACAGCUAAGCAGCCCACCACAGGCCAAGGCUCCAGCAGGGGCAGCUGCCAAGCAAGUGGCUUUUGCACCAGCCGCUGCCACUCCCCGUGAUUCGGUCAUGCCAGACCUGAAGGCGUGCAUGGACGAAAUUGGCUUCAACACUGUGUUGGCCAAGAAAAAGAAAAAGAUCUCGUCCCAUGUGAAGAGCCUCCUCCACGACAGGCAAUCUCUGUGGACUGACGCCCCUAAGCUUUGCCCUCAGCCGCCAGCCCGCCCCUACGAAGUACGCGGAGGCAAUCCCAACAAGAAUCAGUCCAACAUAGACCCAGCCAUGGGUUGGAGGUCAUUCAGUGUGGGCGUCGGCCUGAAGUAGUCUACUUUUGCCGCAGGUGAAGUGCCCCGCCCAGCCACGUCGCCACACCCAGUCAUGGUGCCAAGCUCAACCAUAAUUCUGCGCACAAUCAUGGUUGCUGCAUGCUCUUCAGAUAACCGUUAAUGGGAUGUUGUCAUAUUUUCUGCGAGUGCCACACCCGCCAAAGUCGUCACACCCAAUCCAGUGGCCAACCCGCCGGAUUGCACAUUCUGUAUGUGGUUGCUUUGCAUUCUUCCCGUACAUGAUAAGCCUCACAUUUGCUUUGUGUGCAGCAGUUGCCACACCCACAAUCGGCCACGCCCACUUCCUGUUACUACAUCCUAUUACUGCCAUGCCUUCCGUCCAUUACUAGUUGAUUAGGUGCUACUUUGAUCUCCCUAGUGCAGAUAUUCAGUGCUCAUGUGGGUUUUGAUAACAACUUGGCGUGUUGCAAGAGCUCAGCUUUAUUUUUGUAUAUUAAGUAGGCCAGUGCGUAGUGCGAUGGAUCCAUCCGUUACCCAGACCGGGUAAUAUAUCAUACCUUCUCAAUCCGUACCAUACCACACCUGGGAUAUCCUCGGUCAAUAGUAUGUAAAUCCAGCCAAACAGUGCUGUAAGACUGUCAUGACUUCUGCAGGAAUUGACUAUCGCGCGGAGGGGGGUGUAAUGCCCCCUGGGGUCACGAUAACUUGAUGACCUCAGCCCGUCCAAGAAAGAAGAUGUCAAGUGAGGUUGAGUGGAUGUGGUUGAGUCCACCACAGGUGCCUGCAAGUCCAUCGCAAGUUGUCCAGUAGUCUUGAUCCUAGUCACCAGCUAUUUGAAACAACCUUGACAACAGUAUUGCUUCGUUAUCAUUUCCAGUAGUCGUGACUGGUCUUUUUGGAGGGGCUUGUGAUUUCCUCAACCAUGUCUCUGCGAAUAAAAGCCAUAACCUAUUAACUGGAAAGACAAACAGAGUUCUCCCGAUGCUGCACAGGGUCAGGAAGUUUGCCGAGGUGUUCCAGUGUCGAUGUCUGUUGGAUAGGAGUUCACUGACACGGUGACAGCUGCAGGAUUCGAUAAACACC
Acanthaster planci (crown-of-thorns starfish) is the source of this 4363-nucleotide messenger RNA. RefSeq lists its product as uncharacterized. NCBI's taxonomy places the organism in Eukaryota, Metazoa, Echinodermata, Asteroidea, Valvatida, Acanthasteridae. The record is from RefSeq and is a predicted model, not a curated record. Gene Ontology annotation, molecular function: protein binding.